Patiria miniata (bat star) is the source of this 1547-nucleotide messenger RNA. RefSeq names its product TLC domain-containing protein 5-like. The record is from RefSeq and is a predicted model, not a curated record. The transcript is spliced from 3 exons. Bases 271 to 1080 code for a protein of 269 amino acids. Gene Ontology annotation, cellular component: membrane. Lineage: Eukaryota; Metazoa; Echinodermata; Asteroidea; Valvatida; Asterinidae.
CUUCAGGGUACAUGUCAACUAGGCGGUUCCACAAGAAUUUGCGGCUGAUCAGAGUCAUGUCUACUUGUUACUUCCACUUCCAGGUUUUUUUUUUUACUAACGUUAGUCCUCAUGCAUAAAACUUUUCCUAACUUGGGUUGUUGAAAGAAAAGCAUCAAUAGUAUACACAAUUAUUUGGACUGCAAAAUUUAGACUUCCACUGGAAGUUCCAGGAAGUGCAAAGGCUCCUCUACUAUACCAGCUCAAUUGCCGUGGGCUAGAUUUAUCGCCAUGGAAAUGAGCGCUUCUACCAUCAGUCUCCUUGUCAUAUCCUCCUGUGUCUUCUGGUCGUCGCUGUACGGCCUCUUCUGUUACCUCUGCCCGCAGCGGUCGUACGAGUGGAACUGCCGAGCCGUGACCCUGGUACACGCCGUCACCAUCGUCGUUAUGUCCUACAUCUUUGGAAUUUACUACAACCCGUGGCCUUUCACACAUCCUGGCGGCAAGUCCAGCAUCCACGAGGUCUACACCAUGGUAGUAUGUGUGGGUUACUUCAUCUUUGAUUUCGUCUGGUGCGUCUGGUUCCGAGACCAAGAAUCCAGCGUCAUGUUAGUACACCACCUCAUAACGAUCGUCGGUAUACUCGCUGCCCUGGCGUGGGAGCACUCCGGCACCGAGGUCGGCGCGACCAUCUUUGGGGCGGAGCUAAGCAACCCCCUCCUACAGAUGCGGUGGUUCAUGCGCCAGGCAGGCUGGAAGGGGUCCUUUCUGUACGAAGUCAACGAUUUUCUGUUCCUACUGACUUUCACCGUUUGCCGGAUCGGUUUGGGGUCGUACUUCCUCUACUGUGAGCUGUUACAUCCGCUGCCUCGGAUGUUCUUCAAAGUUGGCGCGGUGGCGCUGUACCUAGUUAGCUGGGUCCUCAUGGUCAAUAUCCUGGUGUUUACGUCCCGCAAGUACACAAAGAUGUACCACGGUUGGACAGGCAAGACUGUGGAUGGGCCACAUGGUCAACCCCUCGUUGAUAGGAAUAGCACGGUGCAUGCAAAGGAGGAUGAACGCGUAAGAAUGAGAAAUGGUUACGCAGCAGUGGAUGGGUAGCAGUUGGCUAACUCGCUUUCGUAUUGUAGUUGGGUCCCUCACAAGUCCAUCUCAAGUCUGUCACAAGUACAUCAUCAGUCCGUUACAAGCGCAUCACAAGACAUUUUGCAAGGACCCUACCCUUCCCAAAUCCAUCAAAAUCCAUUCCCCCUUUUGGGGGAUUUUGGUAGGCAAGCCAAGAUAAGUCCAUCAAAAUCCAGCUAUAGUAGUGGUGGUCUUGUGGUGGAUUUCAGUGGGUUUGGUCCUAAAGCAUUUGUGUGGAGCAGGGUCAGUGAUGGAUUUUGGCAGACUUGGUCCAGUACUUAGUUAAUGACACUUGAGGGAGUUGUAGGGUUAAUGAGGUCACAAGUAGCAAGUGAUGAGCAAUAACAAAGCAAUUAUACCUUUGUCAAAGUUCAUUUGAAUAGCUUGUGACUUGACUUUGGACUGGAGUACUUGUGAUGGCCUUGUGAUGGACUUGUGAUGGA